This is a messenger RNA of Anopheles funestus (African malaria mosquito), 978 nucleotides long. It is a transcript of the gene CIAPIN1, whose product is annotated as anamorsin homolog. Bases 83 to 844 code for a protein of 253 amino acids. The transcript is spliced from 5 exons. Gene Ontology annotation, biological process: iron-sulfur cluster assembly. Gene Ontology annotation, molecular function: iron-sulfur cluster binding. NCBI's taxonomy places the organism in Eukaryota, Metazoa, Arthropoda, Insecta, Diptera, Culicidae. The record is from RefSeq and is a predicted model, not a curated record. Gene Ontology annotation, cellular component: cytoplasm.
AUGUGUAACAAACGUCAAAGGCAUCGUACAGCAAUUUGUUGUUUUCUUUUGAGCAGUAUUGCAUUUUUUAAAGAUCCAAAAGAUGAAUUUUGUUCAGCAAAAUAAUCACGUUCUUUACCUUUGGGGCGGUGCAGUUGGGCCCGAAAUCGAGAAAGAAGUGAACGAAAUCAAAUCCAUUCCAAACGUGCAGGUCAAUGUGGAAAAUGUUGAGCGUCUUCAGCUUGCCGAAUACGGAAAAUCAAAAUUUGAUGUAAUUUUGGCAAAAGUUUCGACAGCCAACACAACUCUUGUUACGUUGCUGGUGAAGUUGCUGAAGCCGAAAGGAAAAGUUGUGUUCAGGGAUGAUUCAGCUGAAAGCAUUGAGCAGGCACGUUCUAAUCUGUUGCUGUCGGGAUUUAUCAACAUUGUGGCAUCGGACAAUAAUGUGUACGUCGGUGAAAAACCAGAUUACGAAGUGGGUUCAAAAUCGAAACUGUCGUUUACCAACAAAUCGAAAGUAGCUGCCGUAUGGAAGCUGGACGAUAAUGAUGAGGAAGAACGCAUUGAUGACGAAGAACUCCUGGAUGAGGAUGAUAAAGCCAAACCAUCAGCCGAAUCUCUGCGAGUUUGUGGAACGACCGGCAAGAGAAAGGCGUGCAAAGAUUGCUCCUGUGGGCUAGCAGAAGAACUGGAUGCGGAGGCAACAGGCAACACACUUGUCAACACUACAACGAAAUCUUCUUGCGGAAGUUGCUACUUGGGAGAUGCUUUCCGUUGUGCCACAUGUCCUUACUUGGGCAUGCCGGCAUUCAAGCCAGGCGAGAAAAUCUUGCUCACCGAUACGCAAAUGCAGGCAGACAUUUGAAAGUCGGUCGUAAAAAGUUAUAAUAUUAUGAUGUAGCUGUAGUGGAAUGUGAUCAUAUUCGCGAGUGAUAUGAUAAGAGAAUAUAAUCGGCUAUUGCUAACUAUUGAAAUAGGAAGCAUUGUUUAUUAACGAAA